AACGGCGAAAACCCAAGUCUUUGAAAUGCAUGUUACUCUGUUGCUUAACUUAAUGGCGAUAUCGAAGGCAGCACAGCGUUUGACUUUUGGAACCUUCGGGACAUGUCCCAGUUCAAGGCUUCAACUUUCUCCCUCCUUGAAUCGCGUUCUCUGUUACUUCUUCCUAUGGUUUCAGCUUCAAGUUUCGUUGGAACCCCUUUGCGUGUUCUCUAAAAAGCUUCAACCCACGUCUUCUGCAUAUGAGAUUGUAUGCCAUAAUCCGGAGGAAUCAGAUAUAAGCUCUUCCAAUGGUGAAAGAGAUGGCAGAGUAUUCGAGAUUCUAAGUGCUCUAAACAAGCAAGGAAACAGGACAAACAGCAAUUUUGCGGCAAAUGCUGAGCAUGGUACCUUGACUGACAGGUUUUUUAGAGGGAAUAAAGCAGCAGCUGGUGAUAGUGUAAACCUACCAGCCGAUGGGGAUAAAAAGCGUGACCAUGGAUCUGCAGGAAGACAUGGACCUCUUGUGUCUGGAACAGCUUACUGCAUUUCUUCUUGCAGCAUGAUAUUGCUGAACAAAGUUGUUCUCUCCGGUUAUAAUUUCAAUGCAGGAAUAUCAUUGAUGUUUUAUCAAAAUCUGAUUGCUUGUCUAGUUGUUGCCAUACUGAGUCUCUUCAGAGCUGUUACAGUGGAAAGGCUUAAUUGGAAGUUGAUUAAGGUCUGGAUCCCUGUUAAUGUAAUCUUUGUGGGCAUGCUUGUGUCAGGCAUGUAUAGUUUGAAAUUCAUAAAUAUUGCAAUGGUGACAAUUUUAAAGAAUGUGACAAAUAUCAUAACAGCAAUUGGAGAAUUAUAUGUUUUCCGGAAACGUCAGAACCAGAAAGUGUGGAUUGCCAUGUUUAUGAUGAUUAUCUCUGCUGUUAGUGGCGGUAUCACAGAUCUCCAAUUUGAUCCAGUGGGUUAUGCUUGGCAGAUUAUAAAUUGUGUCUUAACUGCAAGCUACUCGCUUGCCUUGCGGCAUGUUAUGGACAAAGCAAAGCAGUUGACAAGAUCAGGAUCACUCAAUGAAGUCUCCAUGGUCUUGCUGAAUAACUUGUUAUCUCUCCCUUUUGCUAUAUUCUUGAUAUUCCUUUUUGAUGAAUGGAAAUACGUAAUAAAUGUCGAUGUAAUUCAAUUGCCAAUGUUUUGGGUUGUUGCGACAGCUAGUGGCUUGCUUGGACUUGCCAUUAGCUUCACCUCUAUUUGGUUUUUGCAUCAAACCGGGCCAACCACUUAUAGCCUGGUAGGUUCCUUGAACAAGAUUCCAAUUUCAGUUGCCGGUCUGGUUCUCUUCAAUGUUCCACUCAGUCUAACAAAUAUGUUCAGCAUAACAUUUGGUUUAUUUGCAGGAAUUCUCUUUGCAAGAGCCAAAAUGUCAUCAUGAUUCCAGAAUUUGACUUUGUACGAAAUGAAAUCAACUAAACAUACAUGACUGGAGGUCGGAUGGUCUCUUGUCCAAUGAUAUCUUGUUUUAACUCACAUCAGCUCUUAGACUUCAAAGAAGCAGAAGCUUUCCCAGAGAAAUUCAGAAAAAAUUGAGAAGGCUUUACAGUUUCUGAGAGAACAGAUUUUGAUUGUCAACAUAUUACUAUACCAGUCUUUGAACCAUGAGGUCGAAUGCAUAAGUUGCAUUUGCUGAAAAUGAACAGACGAGAAUUGU
Rubroshorea leprosula is the source of this 1672-nucleotide messenger RNA. The record is from the annotation of a GenBank genome assembly. NCBI's taxonomy places the organism in Eukaryota, Viridiplantae, Streptophyta, Magnoliopsida, Malvales, Dipterocarpaceae.